Molecule: messenger RNA, 2829 nt
Organism: Pyrenophora tritici-repentis Pt-1C-BFP
Lineage: Eukaryota; Fungi; Ascomycota; Dothideomycetes; Pleosporales; Pleosporaceae
Source: RefSeq, a predicted model, not a curated record
AUGUUUCGCUAUCGACGAUACCGCGCAUUUCUAGUCUUUGCUGUUAUUGCCGUACUAGCAAUUUACAAAUUCGGAGGUUCGGAUGCAGCAUGGAGAGAGGCUGCAUCGCAAGCAGUGGGGGCAGCACAUGGCCUGAAGAGCACCGCCGAGGGGGUGCUGCACGACACCAAGCCACGACCUGCCGUAGACCACGAGACCAAGAGUCUGAAGCUGCAUGUGCCCGCUGCUAGUACUUCGGGACCCGUACAGACACCGCCUCCGGUCAAGAGUCUUCCUUCAUCCACACCCGCUCCAGCUGUAACGCAACAGAAGCCGUCCAUACCCUCGCCCAUACGUCCGAACCCACACGGCAACGCCGCCAUCGACGAAGACGGACUGGAAUCGUCGGCCGAGAUCGAAGCCGUUCACUGGACAAAACUGCCCGAGAAGUUUCCUGUUCCCACCGAAUCGCUCAUCAAAUUGCCCUCGGGCAAGCCAAAAGCGAUCCCGAAAAUACAAGCCAAGUUCAAGAAGGAGGAUGAGGCGACCAAGUCUGACAGAAUCGCAAAACUGGCCAGAAUUCAGAGCGUGGCCAAGAAGUCAUGGGACGGAUACAGGGCCAAGGCAUGGCUCCAUGAUGAACUGCGCCCAGAGUCUGGAACCUUUCGGGACCCCUUUGCACACUGGGGCGCAACUUUGGUCGACUCUCUAGACACCUUGUGGAUCAUGGGGUUGAAAGAGGACUUUGAAGAGGCUGUCAAAGCAGUGGACCAAAUUGACUUUACGACUACCACACGCGCCGAUAUCCCCUUAUUUGAGACUACAAUUCGCUACCUCGGCGGACUGCUGGCUGCCUAUGAUCUCAGCGGGAAGAAGUACAAGAACUUGCUGGACAAGGCGGUUGAGCUUGCCGAGGUCCUAAUCAGCGCCUUCGAUACGCCCAAUCGGAUGCCGGAAACCUAUUACUACUGGAGGCCCGAUUUUGCAUCGCAGCAUCAUCGUGCCGGUACCAAUGUUGUUCUAGCAGAGAUCGGGUCGCUUUCAGUCGAAUUUACCAGGCUUGCACAGCUUACGGGAGAGCACAAGUACUACGACGCUGUUGCGCGCAUCACUGACAACCUCGAGGAGCUUCAGGACAAGACCCUGGUCCCAGGAAUGUGGCCCGUAUAUAUAGAUGCCUCCGGCUGUGGCAGAAGAUACACGGAAAUGGGUGCGCAGGAACCCCUUACAGCCCCAGACGGAUACCUUGCCGAUCCAGUGCCGAGCGAGUCUGAGGCGGCUAAAACCACUUCUACCGAAGAGCUGUCUCCAGAGGGUAAAAAGUAUGUCCCCUUGGACUUGCCAGAACCUGUUAGACUCUAUCAAGAAAGUGGUGUGGCUUCCAAGAAGUAUGAGCCUUUGAAUUUGCCAGACCCGGUGAGGCUCUAUCAGGAUGAUGAUGUAGUCCGUCCGGGCACAAAGGAGGAGUGGAUAAAACAAGGGACCGCCGGAAAGGCACAGAUCAAGAACUGGGACAGCAAGCCAGUGGAAAAGCGACGGCUUAAUAUUGAUCAAUCCAAAGAACCUAAAGCUGCGCUGGGUGCUAAGAGUGCUGACCCGGAUCCAUCGCCACCCAAGCCUCUUGAUCCGGAGUGCAUACCUCAAGGCUUUGUAUCGAGCUCAAGCUACGGAGGAGGUGAUGAAUUUACGCUUGGUGGUAUGUCAGACUCUACAUAUGAGUAUCUACCCAAACAGUAUCUGCUCCUCGGCGGCCAGGUCGACAAGUACCAGACCAUGUACGAGCAGUCGAUGGAUGCAGUCAAGAAGCAUCUGCUUUUCCGACCAAUGCUUCCCAAGGGAGAAGACGUGUUGUUCUCUGGCAAACUUCGAGUUCCCGCUCUUUACGAUACGGAUAAGUUUGGUGACCUGACUCCGGAAAAUGCGCAUCUCACCUGUUUUACCGGUGGCAUGUUUGGCAUGGGCGCGAAGAUAUUCAACCGCCCAGAGGAUCUUGAAAUAGCGAAGAAACUGACAGAGGGUUGCAUCUGGAGUUACGACAUGACGCAGACUGGUAUCAUGCCGGAGUCUUUCGAAGUCGCUCCCUGUGAGGACAUGAAGGAUUGCGCAUGGAAUGAAACGGCCUAUUGGGAGGCCAUUGACCCGCGAUGGGAGUCCCGAAUGGAACAUUACAGCGAACAGCGCAAGAUAUACGAAUCACAGAUUGCCUCUGCUUCGUCAUGGUACAAUGCACAGAUGGCUGCAAAGACUCCAGCACCUAAGCCUGUCGCGAAUGCUCCAACUGAGGCACGCCCCACAGCUUCUUUGGUAUAUGCAGACAAUUACGAAAAGCGCCAACUUGCCGAGCUCGUUGACGAUUCGGAGAUUGCGCACAUGCCCCCCGCGAGGCCAUCGCAAAAUCAUGAUUCAGUCAUGGGCGGCGAAUCUGAGGAAGGAGAGGGGCCGCCUACUAAAGUCCAACCCACGCUUGACAUUCCGGAACUUGCGCCGCAGCCGAGCCGGACAAUGCCAGAUUUCCCUUAUGUUUUCUCACCGGCCCCCGUCCUCGACCAUAAGGACCCCGAAGCCAUAGAAUCUGUGUGGUACAUGUACCGCAUCACUGGUGACAACCACUGGCGCGAAGCAGGCUGGCGCAUGUUCCUCGCCAUCGAUCGACAUACCUCGACCACAUAUGGUAACUCAGCCAUCGACGACGUUACCAAGAUGGCGCCAGGGCUCAAUGAUGAAAUGGAGAGCUUCUGGCUUGCAGAGACACUAAAGUACUUUUACUUGCUCUUUGCGGAGGAGGACGUGAUCAGCUUGGAUGAGUGGGUGUUGAACACCGAGGCACAUCCUUUCAGGCGACCUACUUGA